Molecule: messenger RNA, 2404 nt
Organism: Notechis scutatus (mainland tiger snake)
Lineage: Eukaryota; Metazoa; Chordata; Lepidosauria; Squamata; Elapidae
Source: RefSeq, a predicted model, not a curated record
UAUCAACCAUGAAAGAAAAGAAAGGCAUGAUUGUUGUUUAACGGCUCCACGUGGAAAGCAGUUGGCACCACAAAUACAGCACAAGAAGUUUCCAGCUUUUAGAAAACUGCAAGUCGCACUAUAUGACAUAUUGGAUAAAAAUUGCGUUCCCACGUUAAAGAAGUCCUACCAAAUCUCAAAUGUUGAAGCAAUGCUAGAAAAGGAUAAAAAGGACACAACAGAGAGGGGCACCACAGAGGUGGAUAGUUCUACGGAAGCAGGGGGAUUUUCUGAAGAAUUGGACCCUGAGCAAACCAAUUCAGAUUGUGACAUUAGAAAAUCUAGAAAUGGAGCCAAAUCUUCAAAAUGCUCGGCGUUGAAUGAUCAGAGCUUGUUUGCAACAUUAUCUUUUAUUGAACCAAACCAUAGAAAUGCAGUAAUGGAUCUUUGUCACACCCAAACAGAUGAAGACAGAGAAAGAAGCUUUCAGAAGGCCUCCCCUCUGAUUUUUGAUGCAGAAAAAUUGAGUACUCAAUGUCUUGAACCCAGUAAAAAAUGUAUGGAAUCUGGGAGCCAUGUGGUUAAAGAAAGAAAGAAGGAUGGCACCUAUUAUAAAACAGAAGAUGAUCAAGAUGUAGAGAUAAUGCUCUCAAGAGAUUCAAGUGAAACAACUAUUAGUGAUGUAACCCAACCCUACAGCCUACAUUCCAUCUCUGAUGAAGGAAUUUUGCAGAGUCAGGAAAUGAUCCCUGCCUUUAGCAAGGACAUAUUCUCCAAGACAUCAAUUAGCACAAUGACCUUGUCUGAUAAAAACCCUCAUAAAGGAGGCAGAUGUCAGGUAUCGGAAGUUCUCUCAUCAUUUUCAGAAAUAAGUCUUAAUUUAGAUAUACAGACUCUAACUUCCAACAAGAGUGAAAUUAAGCUGCCAAUAAAGGAAAUGGUGGAUCUCAGUCUGAAUACAUUAACUGAAAAGAUCCAUGAAGAUCAAAUGACCCUUGAAAAGGAAGAAAGUAAUACCAAGGAUUGCGGUAAAAAUAUAGAGAGCUUCUGGUCUCUGCUAAAAAACAAUGAAAUUCAAUGUGAUAAAGCUCCUGUGUGUGUAGCUGAUGAAAAAAUGGCUCUGGAUUUGGAAUAUGGAGAUGAUGGCCUUUCAGGUCACGGUGCUGAAUGUUUACUAUCAGAUGGCCAUUUAGCAGAGCAGACAUACCCAGAUGACGAUGAUGGAGUCUUCAUACACACUGAAGUAGAAAAAGCAGCAAUGCCAGUUGAAGACAAACAAGAAGAAGAAGGCUUUCUGCGGUGUGAGUCUCAGAGCGUAAAAAUGGUCUUUUAUGAACUGUUUGGGUCACUAGUGAAACUUCUUGGAAGUCCCAGCGUUAAUCAGAAAAAGUCCAGAUUGGGAAGACUUACGGAACUGGAGGAUUCUUCAAAUGCUGAGAAAUAUGAAGGCAGUGGUGCCAGGCUCAGUUCAAAGAGAAGAGAAGAAGAUAGGCUCUGUUUAGCAAACAGAGCCAUAUGUUUAGGCUGCAGAACAAAAGAGAAGACAACACCAAAAAGGACUCCCAAACCAAUAUCUAGGUCUUGGCUCUCUCAAGAACAAAGUCGCAUUAAAGUUAUAGAAGCCUUGACAGAAACCCUCCAGAAAAGGCUGAAUGAGUCCCUUGACUUGGAUGUGCAGAAAAAUACAGCAUCAAAAAUAGCAAAGAAAGUGGAGACGGAGAUAUUCAAACAGUUUGGCCGUGUGGAUCGGCUUUACAAAAACAAGUAUCGCAGUCUUCUCUUCAAUCUGAAAUCAACAGACAACCAGCUCUUCCACAAGUUGAUGCUUGGAAAAGUUACCCCAAGGAGACUAGUUCAGAUGAAUUAUUUAGAGAUGGCCUCCAAGGAACUAGCAGAGUGGAGAGCCAAGAAGAAUAAACAUGAACUGGAGAUAAUUGAGAAAGAGGAGCGAGAAGUGCCAAGGCAUUGCUCUGAAAAAUUCACCCAUAAAGGAAUUGUAGAGAUAUACAGAGAAGCAGACAUAGAUGUGGCAUCUGAAGAAAUAAUUGAAUCAUUGCUACUCGAGGUGCCAUCAUUAGUUGGGAGCAACCAAAUAAGAGAGUUGGCUGCUGACAGUGAUCGGGUAUUUGAGCCAGCCACAUAUAAAUUUACUUUUCAGCAGCAGGAAAAUCCCUCUCAGAUUUUGCAUCAAAACAUCACAUACUCGGAAAUUGACAAAAGACCUCAGGAUAAGGGCAGGUCUGCCUUUGCUAGUAGUGCAAACCAAAAUCGACCGAUGGCAAAGCAGUCCAGCUACUCAGUCAUCUGGAAUGGGCUUAUCCAGACAUUCAGUGUGAAGCAGUUUGUAGCCAAAGCAUACCCUGUUUCUGGUUUUGGCCCUCGUCUCUGUCAGGUCUUGAUCGAUGCCACCCAGCUUUGCUGUUAG